UGCCAUGAAGUAGGGAAGGUAGAGAUGAGCGGCUUUGAGACCUGUUUGAAGAUUGUUUUGCUGUUUUGUUGUCUUUGUUUUGUCCAUGCUUAUCCGACCGGAGCUCCCACUCUUGCUUGUCAAACUAGGACUCCACAACAUAAUGGAACAGCCACUCAAAAUAGAGCCAAGCCAUAUACAGUAACUGCCAACUCAACCUACUAUACUGCUACUGAAAACGUUUUAGUGACUAUAAAGGGUACCAAUGGCGCGAACUUUAAAGGUUUCUUGAUACAGAUGAGGACAGAUAACCAGCAAAUAGUCGGGACUUUCACCGUCAUAACAACUGCUGAAAGUCAACUUCUUCAGUGCAACAAUGUGAAUGGUGCUGCUAUAACCCAUACAAAUAAUAAUGAUAAAACAGAAUUACUAGCGAUCUGGACACCCCCGGCACAACCUGUUGGAAACGUCAAAAUCGAAGCCACAGUGGUGCAGGACUUUCAGACUUUCUGGACAAACAUUGUAUCAACAUCAAUUACACCUUCUACACCGUCAACUACAACAACAGUUGGUGGAGCUACGGAUACAGGACCAACUGGUGCAUCAUCAACACUAUCGACAGGAUACGUAGGACUAAUUGGGACAAUGUUUGCACUGUAUCUCAUGCACAUUUAAAAUUACUGUUUCUUUUAAAGGUAGAUCGGGGGUCUAAGUUAUUUUAAUUAUAAAGGAUAUGGUCUACAUUUUUAUUGAAAAAAACAUUUUCAGAGCUAUCUGCUCAUGAUUCUUUUUUUUUUUAUAAAAUCCUAUUGUUAAGUUUUCUUUAUAUUCAGGCCAAAAAUGCUUUGUCCAUGUCUAAUCUAUACCAAAUCUGACAAUUUUGCACAACUUGUAGCUUGAUAAAAAGCUUAGUGGUUAUACUUUUUUAUAACAUGAUAUAAACUAUAUUUUUGCAAACUA
This is a messenger RNA of Mytilus californianus (California mussel), 939 nucleotides long. Its product is annotated as defense protein l(2)34Fc-like. The coding region runs from base 25 to 654 and encodes 209 amino acids. The transcript is spliced from 5 exons. The record is from RefSeq and is a predicted model, not a curated record. Gene Ontology annotation, molecular function: oxidoreductase activity, acting on metal ions. NCBI's taxonomy places the organism in Eukaryota, Metazoa, Mollusca, Bivalvia, Mytilida, Mytilidae.